Messenger RNA from Paramecium pentaurelia, 1118 nucleotides. NCBI's taxonomy places the organism in Eukaryota, Ciliophora, Oligohymenophorea, Peniculida, Parameciidae. The record is from the annotation of a GenBank genome assembly.
AUGCAAGAAACUAACGAUCAAAUGCUGAUUAUCAAAGUUGCAAAUUCAAAGCCAAUUUAAAUCAAAUAAUUUGAUACUCCUUUAUAAAUUGCUCAUAGGUUUUGCAAUGAUAAUAAUAUUGAAUUGAGAAAGUGUAAGACAAUUAGCAACUAGAUAAUUAGAAUAUGUAAGAUAAACAUCUUAUAACAGUUAGAGCUUAUAUUGAUGAAUUUAAAUAAUUGUAAUAAUUCUCUAAAUACUUCAGUAAUUAAGAACCUUUUAAGAAAAAGGCUUAGUAUUCUUUAGAAGAAAUAAUGAAUUAAGCAGAAAAAGAAAACUCUUAUUAUUCAUUUUAAUAAGAAUCUUAACUUGAAGAGAAAUAAGUUAAUUCUAUACCAUCUAUUGAUAUUUAUAAAAGUCCCAAAGAUGGAAUUCAACAUUUAAGUACAGGCGCGCAUAUAGACUCCAAAAAGUUGGAAGAUAUGAGUAGAAAAUUGUAUUAAAACAUCUUAUCUCCAACACCUGAUUCUAGUUAUAUGAUCAGUUAUAGUUAAACAACCAAAAACAUUUCGAAAUUACAAAGAUAGUUAUAACUCAAUAAACUUUAACCUACUAGGCCUUUAUAAAAGAGUUAAGAAAGACUUAAAAGUAAAUCUCCUCAUAAUUCUAUUCAAAAGAGUCCAUUAUUAAAUAAGUCUGGAUAUUUUGAUAAUGGAAACAAGGUCUAAAGUAGUUUAGUGUUGUAAUAGAUCAAAUAGUAGGCAUUAAGUACAAAAAAUUAAUAGAUGGGUCCAUUGAGAUAGUUAUCAAAUUCAAGAGCAUCAAGUAUAGGAAGAACAAGAUGCAAAACUGAAAUGUUUGGCGAUGAUAAAUUAUUAAGGAUUAGUAAUAAGUUAUUCAAUUUAUUGGAUAAUGAUAAAGAUGGUUAUAUAUCACCUUCUUAGAUUGAUUUAAGUAAAAUAUCAGAUGACAUAUUAAAGUAAUGAAUUGAUAAAAUUGUUAGUUAUUUAAUUGGAAUCUUGUUAGAAAUUGAUCAUAAUAAAUUAAGAUUGAAUAUCAGCUAGUUUUAUAAAUUAUUUGAAUAACAUUAUGAAAAGUUGGAUAUGUUAUAGAAAUAAAGAUUUUUGAGUAUUAGCUGA